Molecule: messenger RNA, 891 nt
Organism: Trichoderma gamsii
Lineage: Eukaryota; Fungi; Ascomycota; Sordariomycetes; Hypocreales; Hypocreaceae
Exons: 3
Coding region: 1-891 (296 amino acids)
Biological process (GO): sphingolipid biosynthetic process; inositol phosphoceramide metabolic process
Cellular component (GO): inositol phosphoceramide synthase complex
Molecular function (GO): inositol phosphoceramide synthase activity
Source: RefSeq, a predicted model, not a curated record
AUGACUGUUGGCGCGUUUUUGGAACCGCUCGUGGUAGUGACGCUCCUGUUUGGCGGUGCCUGGUUCAACAGAAACAAGGAGUACAGCUUUUGGGAGGGCACGCAAGGCUGGGGUGGCCACAAACGACGAGAUGACGUUGAAAUAAAACGAAGUUCAAGAGAUGGCUUCUCUCCUAGGAGUCCAACAUGGAGCCCGGGUUCCUCUUCGCCAACUCUCUCUGCCGAUGACGAGUCAGUCUGGUCCCUCACGUCGCGACGGCGCAAGAUCCAGUUCUUUGGAUACAAGAGGAUCGUGACAACUCCCAACACACUUGUCUUCAAGGAUCGAUUUUUGAGUCGAGUUCUCCAAAAGUUUCCGUUCUUGAUUGAAGCAUGGUACUGGGCUCUCAUCUAUUGGGGUACUGUCCACGUCGCUCGAAAGCAUGCUCUCCAGGUGAUCCAUCUGGAGCAACGCCUCGGAGUCUUUUGGGAAGUGUCUUUCCAGCAAUGGUUUUUGGGACAUCCAUUUCUGCUGCACUGGAUCAACCCCGCCAUGCCGUCUCUGCAUUUCGGCUACUCGCUCCUUAUUGGGUUGACAGUCGCAACUAUCCCCAUCAAUGGAGUUCGACCCAAUUCGUGGAAGCGGGCCGCCAUAACUGUUCUCGGUCUCUCGUACCCAGCAUUGAUCUUCACAGCCAUCGUGGCAACUGCAAAUCACUUCAUAUUGGACGCCGUUGCUGGAGCAAUUGUCUGUGGCGUUGCAUGGAGCGCAAACGGGCUCUUGUUGAAUCUGUGUGCCCUCGAGGACUAUUUCUUGUGGAUUGUUCGCAUCCACAAGCCCGUCAACUACACUGAUCCAGAGACUGCUGUGGAGCCCGACUAUCAUUCCGUGCUCCUUUCGGAGGAGGCCUGA